AUGCCGAGGGAGAUGCAGACGCCUCCGAGCAAGCCGCCGGGGCCCGAUAAGGAGCCGGAGAUAGUUGUACAUGCACCUCCCCCCCAAGGGCACAACUCUAGAAGUCGCGGAGGAGAGGGCACCUCAACAGAAUCCAACACCAAUAGCGGAGAUAAGGGGAAGGACGCGGCUUCGGACUGCCCCCAUCAGCCCGAGGAAACCUCUCGAGGCGUGCCCACAACUCCGGGUCAUUGGGAAACGUCCGGGAUUCCCUGGAUUGACCUACAGUUACCUGACCAUCACUACGACCCGACGACCUUUCCAUUGUAUGCGGUCAUCGGUGGCGCUUUGGUAGAUCCGGCCGUUGACAGGAGCCGAGAACGGCUGUUGGGUCUCGAGGGCCAGCUGGAGGAAGCCUUGGAAACUUUCAGGGCCUCUGCACGAGACACGCAGCGCCGUCAUAGAGGCGAAGGCCGAAAACGACCAGCUGGAUAA
This is a messenger RNA of Oldenlandia corymbosa var. corymbosa, 474 nucleotides long. The record is from the annotation of a GenBank genome assembly. NCBI's taxonomy places the organism in Eukaryota, Viridiplantae, Streptophyta, Magnoliopsida, Gentianales, Rubiaceae.